CGACUCCAUUCGGGACUUGUUGUUAUUAUCCCGAGCUAACGCUAACUGUCAACCAGAAAGCCACCUGUUUUAACCCUAAAACAUGUCUUCAGACUUUGAGGCUUACGAGCAGGACUUCGGAACCCUUACAGCGGAAGUUACAAACAAAAUUGGCAGGAUCCCCAAACUAAGUGGAGAGGAGAAGACACAGCUGGUUCUAAAUGUCGACAAACAGCUUGAAGAAGUCAGAGAGUUGCUGGAGCAGAUGGACCUGGAGGCGCGGGAGAUCCCCAUCCAGAGCCGAGCCAUGUACAACAGCCGACUGAAGAGCUACAAGCAGGAGAUCGAGAAGCUGGCGAAGGACUUUAAAAGGUCACGUAUUGCCUACAGCGAUGAGGUGCGCAACGAGCUCCUGGGGGACGAAGCCAGCUCCUCGGAGAACCAGUUGAUAAAGUUACGUGAAGAGAGAGCGCAUCUGUUGGACAACACAGAGAAGCUGGAAAGGUCAUCACGGAGACUGGAGGCCGGCUACCAGAUAGCAGUGGAAACCGAACAAGUGGGUCAGGAGAUCCUUUCCAACCUGAACAGUGACCGUGAGAAGAUCCAAAGAGCCAGAGAAAGGCUGAGAGAGACGGACGCCAACCUGGGCAAGAGCUCUCGCAUCCUCACCGGCAUGCUGAGAAGGUAAGGGGCAGGAUCAUCCAGAAUCGGGUCCUGGUCUUCAUCCUGGGAGCCAUCAUCCUUCUCACCAUCAUCCUGGCCAUCUAUUUCAAUGUGCGGGGGCACUGAUCUCCCCUCUCCACACACACACACACACACACACUCGUUUCUCCCCUGACACAGUAUACAAACACACACAUGCGUGAUUAAUAGCGACAAAAGCGUUGUUCAGCAGUAAUCAGGACAAAUGGACCCCAUGAAUCACCGUUUCCAACGUCUGACAGGGAGCUUUUUUUUUUUUUAUCCUUCUCUUUUCCUGUUUGCUGUUUUUUUCUCUAUUUUCCAUUGGGCUUUCUUUUUCUUUCUUUCUCCCUCAUUCUUUUUUCCCUCCCCCUAAAGUUGUGUUCUCUCCCUGUCAAGCUCUCCCAGACAUCUCUAGGGACCAGUUCAUAUUUUUCAUGGUGUCGUCCUGCGUCCCAUCCCGUCCCCGGGUCAACGGUUUUGUUCUGUGACUUAAAAGCAGAUUCAGAGUUGUAGAUGUUCUUUUUUUUUUUUUGUCAAGCGUUAAUUCAGAAUGUGUACGUGUGCAUUCACGAGACGGAGAGAAAGACCCACCUGUGUACGUGACCGUCAGUCCCGGCGUUUGUUUUUAACACCAACACGCUGUAGUAUGGAUGAGCUUGUGACUUAAUGAUUCGGCUCUCCUGCAGCAAAGCACAGAGGUGUGUGUGUGCCUUUCGGAUAAGAUGCGCUGCUCACGCCGCUUCUUUAAAAAGCUCAGGCGAGCCCAAAAUAGGCGCGAGGCGCAGCCGAGAACGGAGAUGACGCACACAAAAAGGUGGAGGUCAGUUCAGUCUCUUUUUCAGUCAUUCGUGUAUCAGGAUUGAGUUUUGAGAGAAAAUGAGCCUAAAUCUACUCUUUCAUGUGUUUUUUUAAUACAAAAGGGAACCAACCCCAACCGUGGUACACGUGGUAUACAACGCAUAGAAAGUUCCCUACACCCAUUAUAACUAGCUUUAUAUCCACAUUUGGUACAUUUCCCCUGCACCACUCAAACACAGACCUUCACAUCUUAUUCCUGCAGACUUUUAAUGUAUCUUUAUCAUUGUGGAAGAUUAUAGGCGUCAUGCUCUAUGUACUAACUUUUAAAUCUACAUUAUCAAUUUUGUGAGAGAUUGUGUUAUUUAUUUAUAAAUGCAAUUAACAUUUCUGUGUUAGAACUGUAUAUUUCUUUCUUUUUGUUAAGGGGUAUUCAGAAUUUAAAUCAACCACGUCUGUUUGUUUUGUUUUUUUCUUGAUUUUUGGGGGUUCAGUGAAUAGAAUAUUAAAUGCAAACUGCACACCAGGACCAACGGAAAUGUUUAACGUCUUUAAAGUAUUUUUUCUUCUUCUUCCGCUGUUCUUAUAAAUGGAUCUAACCGGU
Messenger RNA from Pungitius pungitius (ninespine stickleback), 2062 nucleotides. RefSeq names its product vesicle transport through interaction with t-SNAREs 1A (gene vti1a). Bases 83 to 667 code for a protein of 194 amino acids. Gene Ontology annotation, molecular function: SNARE binding; SNAP receptor activity. The transcript has 9 exons. Lineage: Eukaryota; Metazoa; Chordata; Actinopteri; Perciformes; Gasterosteidae. Gene Ontology annotation, biological process: retrograde transport, endosome to Golgi; vesicle fusion with Golgi apparatus; Golgi to vacuole transport. Gene Ontology annotation, cellular component: ER to Golgi transport vesicle membrane; endoplasmic reticulum membrane; Golgi apparatus. The record is from RefSeq and is a predicted model, not a curated record.